This is a messenger RNA of Colossoma macropomum (tambaqui), 2627 nucleotides long. RefSeq names its product Tnf receptor-associated factor 5 (gene traf5). The transcript is spliced from 11 exons. Gene Ontology annotation, molecular function: thioesterase binding; zinc ion binding. NCBI's taxonomy places the organism in Eukaryota, Metazoa, Chordata, Actinopteri, Characiformes, Serrasalmidae. Bases 183 to 1835 code for a protein of 550 amino acids. The record is from RefSeq and is a predicted model, not a curated record. Gene Ontology annotation, biological process: regulation of apoptotic process; regulation of canonical NF-kappaB signal transduction; tumor necrosis factor-mediated signaling pathway. Gene Ontology annotation, cellular component: plasma membrane signaling receptor complex.
ACGUAACGGUGCGUGUUGGUGCUCCUCCGAGCGCGCGGGGCGAUUCUUCCUCUUAAAGCUUCUUUCCCUCGCUCGCUCGCUCCCUGACUCUCAGAGCUUACAACCUCUACAAACCUGCAGAGAAAAGAGCAGCUAAGGCCGCCAGCGCCGAGUCUUUCUAGUGUGAGAGAGCUUGGAGUGGCAUGGCUGCGGAGGAGAAUGAAUGUCCAAAGUUCCAGUUGUCCCAGCAGGGUUCUGACCAUGUGAGGUCCUGGGAGCUGGAGUCCGUCCUGGCAGGCCGCAAGCUUAGCUUCGUAGCCAGGCUGGAUGACCAGUACGUGUGUCCGGCCUGUGGUGGUGUCAUCCUUAAUCCACACCAGACAGGCUGCGGCCAUAUCUUCUGUGCCAAGUGCAUCAGAAUAUUCAUUGAGAAUGGUGACACUUCAAAAUGCCCCUUUGAUGACAUUUUGAUCAAACCAGAGGAGGUUUUUCAAGACAACUGCUGUAAAAGAGAAGUACUAAAUCUCGAGGUUUACUGUACCAACUCUCCGGCCUGCACACAAAAGGUGACACUGUGUAAUUUGCAGGACCACCUAAAGGCCUGUCAGUAUGAAGCCCUGCAGUGUUCCAACCCAGGCUGCACUGACAUCCUGUUACGCAAAAACUUGACAGAUCAUCAAAGAAGCCUGUGCCCUUUUCGCACAGAAUUCUGUCGCUAUUGCAAGAAACCUUACCCUGUUACCCAGCUGCCGGACCAUGAAAAGACCUCAUGCCCAGAGGCUGAAGUUCAGUGUCCCAAUAAAUGCUCUCAUAUGGUUAAAAGGCAUAAGCUCAAAGACCAUGCAGAUGAGUGUCCAGAGGUGGAAACAGACUGCAUUUAUAAGAAGUAUGGCUGCACAGUCAGAGAUAAAAGAGGCCAAGUGAAAGUCCAUGAGUACACAGAAUUCAGUCACCAUGUGCUCCUUGUAUUGGACAGCAAUAGCAAGCUAAUGGAACAGGUGGAUCAGCUACAGCAGGACUUGGCUGUCCAACAGGGGGAGCUGAAGGAGAGGAACCUGCUGGUCAGCAGCCUUAACAGAGAGGUCUCCAAGUGUGAUAGCACCCUUUCUGCCAUACAGAGGUCAGUGGAGGAGCAGAGAGAGCAUGUGUCCAGUGUGAAGCGCGAGCUGCAGGACCUGCGGGGCGUUUUGGAGGCGGAGUUGGCUAAAGAGGAGCUGGCUGCUCUCCGUGCUUCACUGGACUCCCUCAGACAGCAGGUGGCAAUGACACAGAGCCUCAGAGAACAUCUGGGUGCCUUAGGGCAGACUUGUCAGCGUCACACUCGUCUGCUGGACAUCCAUGUGGAGCAGCUGCAGUGCAAUGAGCAGCGUUUUCGCCAGCUGGAGUCCACUUCAUACGAUGGAAAGCUCAUCUGGAAAGUGCAUGACUAUCACCGCAAGAAAGAAGCUGGCACACCCCUCAACUCCCCACCCUUCUACACCAGCCGCAGUGGAUACAAGCUGAGUGCACGCGUGUAUCCUGGUGGGGAGGGCGCUGCCCGGGGCACUCACCUGUCCCUGUAUGUGAUGCUGAUGAGGGGAGACUUCGACUCACUGCUGCCGUGGCCCUUUCGCCAAAAUGUCACUUUGACCGUGCUGGACCAGAGUGGCUCCCGUAACCACAUCAACUGCAGCUUCACACCAGACACUGCCAGUGAGAGCUUCCGCCGUCCCACAUCUGAAAAUAACUCAGCUUUAGGCUUUCCCCGCUUCAUCUCCCAUGGUGAGCUGGAGGCUCCCCGGAAUGCGGUUUAUAUAAGAGACGACACACUGUUUAUCAAAGUCAAGGUGGACACAACAGGGUUGGAGGAUUUGUAGUGUGUUCUGGGUGGAAUGUUCAAAGGCCUUUGGAAAAUUGGAGUUUAUAGAGAGUAGGUCAGUCACAAACCUAAGUUAUUUUUAUACAUAAUUUACCAAUUGACCAUUUGUGACAAGUCCCACCUUUCUUAGUUAUUGUAGCUAUGUCUGUCAGACUUUCAGCUCAGGUUUUCUGGUAGCAUCCCUAACAGACCUACAAGUUCAGCAGCACAAAGGCAAGUUUUGAAGCACACAGAGGAGUACAUUUGAAAACGUUUUCAUUCAAAAAUAAAGUAUCUUAAAAAAUUAGCAGACAUACAUAUUUGAGAACUGACAAAAUAGCAUGUAGGCCAAUUUAAAGUAAACAAAAAGGAUUCUGGAAACCCAGUUUACACUCAUCAAAUCAGGGAAAUUGAUUAGUCACUCAAAGUUAAAGCAGGUUUUAAUGUUUAAUAAGCAGGUUUUAGUAAUGGAAGCUACCCCUACAGAUGAGCUAACACCAAAUCUAAUGCUGGAGGUAGUCAUAACAAGAAUAGAUGCUAAGGAGCUAGUUGGUGCUGAAGGGGGCUCAUUGUUUGUUGCUAGUUUUGACAAUGAGCUGUGAGUGUGGUCUUCCACAUAGUUUAGGCUAAGAAGCAUGUCUUUCAUUAUUUUGCAGAUGGUCAAUUGUGAGGAUCCAGAUGAGCAAUGUUUACUAGUUGGGACACUGUAGCAAAAAGUGUAUUAAUUGAGUCUUUGUAUUUUUAUUUUAUUCAUGGUAAAAUUUUAUAAGUGCUUUUCCUAAUAAAGAGCUGGUGCAUCUUCUACAGUGUG